GGAACUUUGUUAGCAGCAGGAAAUAUUCAUUUUUUCUUCGUAAAUUGUCAAAUUCUGCUUUGACGAAAUAAUAAAUAUACUGCAAAUAAUGCCGCUUUUUAGAAACAAGAAACAAGCAAAAGAUGAGAAUAGGAACAAGAAACAAGCAAAAGAUGAGAAUAGAGGCAAAAUUGAGAGGAAGCUAGUCCUGGCUCAAGAUGACCCAGAACCAACAUUUGAUUUGUCGUCGUGCGAGGCAAAAGAGGUUCCUGAAAAAGUAUAUUCCCUGUGCAAAGUAAUUCAAAAAGAGGUUUUACUGCUGCAUGAUAAUCUUAUAAGGGACUUGAAAGGUGGAGGAGAUCUUAAGAAUUUAUCACAAUUGAGGGUUCUUGAUCUUCACAAGAAUUUACUUUCUGAACUGCCGGAUGAAAUCAGAUUCUUAACAAGCUUACAGGUUUUAAACCUGAGUCACAACUGUCUGAAAUCUAUCCCAAAAGGAAUUGAAUGUUUACAAUCACUCCAGACUUUUGAUCUUCAGGAAAAUAAGUUGAAAGUUUUGCCGGAUGAAAUUGGAAAAAUGAAGUCGUUGCGAACGUUGAACAUUUCUCACAAUAAAGUCACAAAUCUUCCUGUGUCCUUGGCAAAUGUUAGAACAUUAGAGAAUUUAAUUGUGGAUGUAGACACGAUAAUAUUUCCUUCCAAAGAAAGUGCAGCUGGUGGAACGGUUAAGAUGAUGAAAGAAUUGUGCGCAGCGGCUGGGAUAGAAUACAUUCCUCCUUCAAAAUGUCUUCUUCCUGUUUUGGACAGUGGUAUGAAUAGCAGAUUUCCUGAAGUCAACUCACUGCAGGAAGACAAAAGUAUCGAGAACAAGAUUGAAGAAAUGGCAAAAGGGAGAGAAAAGAAAUUUGAAAUGUUGGCUGUGGAGCAACAGAUACGCCAAGCUAAAGAGGAAGAGGAAAUUCUUAUUGCUAUGAAUAAGAAGGGAAAAGAAGAUUUAUUGAAGGCUCUUUCAGAGGAUGAAAGUAAAGCCAACGAAAAACUUCUCAUGGAACAAAAGAGGAAAGAUAAAGAGAUGGAUUAUAAAUUGACCGCUUUAGCAAAUGAAGAGCAAGAGGCGAAUGACAGAGUUACAGCACUUCUGCAAAUGAAUGACAGGUCAAAAAAUACAGAACAAAUCAUGGAUGAAAUGGAGAAAGAAAGAAUUGCAAUGGAAAACUUAGUCAAGAUUUCGCAAGAAGACGCAGAGAAUUUGAGGAAAAAAGAAGUUCUCGAAAGCAUGAACGCUCUGCUGCAGAGCGAUCAGGUACAAGAGAAAGUAUUACGUGAUUAUCAAGCCAUGAGGAGUGCAGCGACAACUGAAGCACUACAGUCAGCAUUGGAUGAGACCAAAAAGAUUGAUGCAGUGUUGAAUGAAAAAGACAAGGAUCACUCGGAAUUGAUCAAGAACCUUGCCAACGAGGAGCUUGCUCAAAGGGAAGCAUUUCAUGUUCUUCAACUACAAACAGAUGAGAAACAUCAACGUAUCACAAAUCAACUUGAGUUACUGGAACGUGAACUUCAAGAGCUUAGUUUCUUGGAAAUAGAACGUAAGCAAGAACGGCAAGAGGAUGAUUUGAAUCGCUUGGAAGCCAACCGUCAAGCGUUGACAGAUUUGUUUGUGCAAUUGAUAGAAGAAAGGCAGAGAAGAGAAGAGGAACUCGCAAAACGUUUGGUCGAACUAGAGGAGAGACGCGAAGGGGAGAUUGAAGAUUAUUGGUUGAUACAAUUCCAAAGAUUGAUGGAUCAAAAACCUGAAACGCUUAUUGUCAAGGAAGACGGAUGUGAUGAAAUGAUAGCCCAGAUAUUGGCUGAAGCAAGCGCACAAGACUAUAUCAGCAAUUUUGCCCGAAAUAAGAUUUCGUGGCAAAUUCUUCGCGACAUGAAAGACGAAGACCUCAAGCAGAUUGGUAUUCAUGAAUAUGGCGUUCGUUGGAGAAUUCUUAAAGCUGUUCAAACAAAAAUUGAAGAGGAAGACAGAGCAGCAGCCAAGACGAAGAGACUGGAGUCUGAGACAGGAAAUGACAGUGUUCCUGUGGUACAAACAGUUAAACCCAGUGCCCCACCAUUACCAGUUGAUUCCAUCGAAGUUCACGAGGAAAGUCCUUGUGUUAUUUGUAUGGAAGCGAAGCGUGAUGUGAUAUUUCUUGUUUGUGGUCAUGUAUGUUGUUGCUCAGGCUGUUCAACUGGUCUUAAAGAGUGCCCGAUAUGUCGCCAGACGAUUGUGAAAACAGUCAAAAUGUUUAUGGUCUGAUAAGCUGUUAAUAAUUGAUAUACCUUUAUAGUCACAUCACAACUGACAUAUCACCCAAAGCAAUUUUCACUAAAAUCAAUGGACUAGGAAAGAUUUCAAAAUUUAUAUCGACAAUCAUUUUCAGAUGAUAUACUUGAACAUUUUCGGCUUUUUCUUGAUAUACGAGGAAACCUGAGUAAUAAUAAUAAUAAUAAACUUCCGGCUAUAGAUUCAAGGUAUGCAUGGUUAGAGACAUGGGGUCGGUUGUAUAAAACUCCUUAACUAAAUUUUGCAUAUUUAAAUCCUCGUUAACUUAAUACAACUCUGAUUUUCCAAUUCUGUCUUAAGUGUCCUUACCUCGUCUUCACCUUUAUCUAGUUACCUAGCUUUUAUACAACUGGCUCCUCGUCAUUCAUAUAUCGAGAAGGCUACCCGGUUUUUAAACGACCAUACUCUCUGUUUUCAAAUUGGCCACAUUUUUGUUCGUUUGUGAGUGUACUUUUUCCAUUCAUUCACUGACCUUUUUAUCUUCCAUUCAUUUUUUUACAUGUAAUAUGUGAGUUUAAGAAUGGAAUGUAAAAACUUGAUCGAACAUGGCCUUUGCAUGCAUGUAUAUACAAAGCAGAGUCUGCAGAGAGGUUUGUUUUGACUUGUGUAUAUAUAUAUAUAUAUCUAUAUAUAUAAAUGACAUUAACGUACUUGUGAAGUAUGAUUGUUAAUGUAUAUAAUAGAAUAGUGAAUUUGUCGAGCGAACAGUAGCGUGCUGGACGUGCUAAGUUAAACUGCCACACAUGUAUAUAUUGAGAAUUUUUCGUUUAUUGUGUGUCGCCGUGUGUGUAUAUAUAAUUCGUAUCGUCCUUUAAUGGACUAAACUACAAUCAUGAUGAUUUUAUUCUUCUAAAAUAAAUG
Molecule: messenger RNA, 3157 nt
Organism: Dendronephthya gigantea
Lineage: Eukaryota; Metazoa; Cnidaria; Anthozoa; Malacalcyonacea; Nephtheidae
Product: E3 ubiquitin-protein ligase LRSAM1-like
Exons: 25
Coding region: 89-2269 (726 amino acids)
Molecular function (GO): protein binding
Source: RefSeq, a predicted model, not a curated record